This is a messenger RNA of Pteropus alecto (black flying fox), 1602 nucleotides long. RefSeq names its product leucine rich repeat containing 74A (gene LRRC74A). Gene Ontology annotation, molecular function: protein binding. Lineage: Eukaryota; Metazoa; Chordata; Mammalia; Chiroptera; Pteropodidae. The transcript has 15 exons. The record is from RefSeq and is a predicted model, not a curated record.
AUGCAUGUCCAAUUCCCACCAAAGCCCACUCUCCCCAGGGCUUUCUGGGAUGGAAGGGUAACUAGAGGCCUCCCCUGGGAUUUAUGAGUUUUUCUUCCAGAUGAGACUGAAACCCAGCCACUACCACAGAGCAGUGAUGAAUUGCUCUACUGUGAGGCUGAAGCCCCCUCGGCUGUUGAGAAGGAGAAAGCAGCCCGGGAGAGUUCAGAAACAGACCUCGAGAUUGAAGAUACUGAGAAAUUUUUCACCACCGGACAAAAAGAGUUGUACCUGGAGGCCUGCAAACUGGUGGGCGUAGUGCCUGUCUCCUACUUCCUCCGGAACAUGGAGGAAUCUUAUGUGAACCUCAACCACCACGGGCUGGGCCCCAACGGUACCAAGGCUAUUGCUAUAGCCCUGGUGUCCAACACAACUGUGAUCACCCUGGAGCUGGCGGACAAUUGUAUUAUGGAUGAGGGCGUCCUGAGUCUGGUGGAGAUGCUACAAGAGAACUAUUACCUCCAGGAGAUGAAUAUUUCCGACAAUGCUCUUGGUUUGGAGGGGGCCAGAAUUAUCUCAGAGUUUCUCAAGAGAAAUACCUCUUCACUUGUGAACCUUCAGCUUUCAGGAAAUAACUUCAAGGACGAAGCCGCAGAGCUGUUCUCCCAGGCCCUGUCGGCCAAUUACCGAAUUAAGGCAGUGGAUCUUAGUCACAACCAAUUCUCUGAUAAGGGAGGGGAGUACCUGGGACAGAUGCUGGCCCUCAAUGUAGGGCUCCUGUCGCUGAAUCUGAGCUGGAAUCACUUCUGCACACGGGGAGCUGUGGCUUUGUGCAGUGGCCUCCGGACUAAUGUGACCCUGAAGACACUGGAUCUCUCCAUGAACGGCUUUGGGAACGAGGGCGCUGCUGCCCUAGGAGACGUCCUCAGACUCAAUAGCUUUCUGGCCCAUCUAGAUGUUAGCAGCAACAACAUCGGCAGCGAAGGGAUCUCCAAAAUCAGCAAAGGACUGGAGGUUAAUGAGAGCCUCAAAGUUCUGAAGCUUUUCCUGAACCCUAUAAAUAUGGAUGGUGCUGUUUUACUAAUCCUGUCCAUCAAGAAGAACCCCAAAUCCAAGAUGGAAAAUCUGGACAUUUCCAAUGUGCUGGUGUCCGAGCAGUUUGUGAAAAUAUUAGAUGGGGUAUAUGCCAUCCACCCACAACUGGAUGUGAUAUACAAGGCAGUACAAGGCCUCUCUGUCAAGAAAACCAUCUUCCAGUGCACAAACGCCAUAAAACUGAUCCAGAACUAUGCAGACCAGCACAAAAUCACGAUCUUGGACUUCUUCAAGAGCUUGAACCCUAACAGAAUGAUCACGAUGCCUGUGGGUGAGUUCCGGAAAGCCAUGUUAAAGCAAAACAAGGUCCCCAUAAACCGGUACCAACUCAGGGAUCUGAUAAAGCGGAUGUAUGAGAAGAAGACAGGCAUGGUGAACUUCAGUUUCUUAUCAUCCAUAGAAUCAUACAAUCGCAUUCCUCUGAACGUGCUUUGCCUUACACUUACUGUAAAUGGUGAAGCCAUAGCAACAAGUCUGGCCUGGAAAGAAGUCUCUGUGACAGAGAAGUCCUGGCAAGUCGGAUGGUGA